CAACGACAAGAAGGGUUUUGCAAUUUCCAAUUCCGUCUCUUGAGUCGCCAAAAUCAUAUCAUCACAAGAAUUAAAAAAAGGAAAAGAAAAGGAGGUGGUUUAAAUUAAAACUGAUCAGGAAGAAAUGCAAUCUCUCUAUGGGAGAAUUAGAUUAAUCACUAACCACGCCUUAAAAUCUUUUGAUUCUUCAACCACUUCUAGGUUUGUUGUUUCCUCUCGGUUAAUUCCUUCUCAUUUCUCGACAAAAAGUUAUGGUUCUUUGAGAGAAUUACCUGUUUCAUGCAAACGUACUGGCAUAAUCUCAGUAGCAUCAGCCUACAAAGAGUCUAGGCCAAGCUUAUUGAUGGGGGGCCAACUGGUACCCUGCUUGAUUAGUAGGGGAGUUACUACAUUGGAUGAUUCACUUAAAUCUGAUCCACAAGAGGCUUCUGCUGCUACUGAGGUUCCAUCACGCAUUAAAUUCAAGAGGCUCGAUAAAACUGCCAGGCACAUUAUGCAGAUACUUGAUAAAGAAGCAGUGCAGGAAGUCCGGUCACAAAGAGAGAUACCUGAUAUAAGGCCAGGUUAUAUAAUCCAGAUGAGAUUGGAAACACCUGAGAACAAAAGACGGGUAUCGACAGUGAAAGGAAUAGUCAUAGCGAGACGCAAUGCAGGUCUAAAUUCAACAAUCAGAAUAAGAAGACUUGUUGCAGGAGUUGGGGUUGAGUCGCUACUACCACUAUACUCACCAAACAUCAAAGAGAUAAAGAUUUUGGACAAGAAGAAAGUGAGGAGGGCGAAGCUUUACUAUCUCAGGGACAAGAUGAACGCACUCCGGAAAUAGAAACCACCAGUUUGCUAGCAUUGAAAGCGAGGGGCAUGCCCUAGUGGGUGAGUUCAGUUGGGUUGCUGUGCAGCAACCAUUAUUUUUGCUUAUUGAAUUAUAGAAUCUUAAAUUUACUCCCUUCUUGCUUUAAGAAUGUUAUAAUGAAACCAAUCAUCUAGUUAAUAAUUGCAACCCUAAGUGUAGUGAUGUGUCUUUCUAACAUCUAUAUGGAGUUAUUUUGGAUUUUA
Erigeron canadensis is the source of this 1053-nucleotide messenger RNA. RefSeq names its product 50S ribosomal protein L19, chloroplastic-like. The coding region runs from base 125 to 823 and encodes 232 amino acids. The transcript has 5 exons. NCBI's taxonomy places the organism in Eukaryota, Viridiplantae, Streptophyta, Magnoliopsida, Asterales, Asteraceae. The record is from RefSeq and is a predicted model, not a curated record. Gene Ontology annotation, cellular component: ribosome. Gene Ontology annotation, molecular function: structural constituent of ribosome. Gene Ontology annotation, biological process: translation.